AUGUCGAACGGCGAAUAUGUUGAUGGCAGCUACUGGUUCUAUGCUCCUAAUACGGGCGCCGCUAUUUUCUUUUGUAUCGCAUUCUUUCUGACAGGCUGUUUUCAUAUAUGGCAGUGUAUUUGUUACAAGUGCUGGAAGCUAACACCCCUGUUCCAAUUCUGCUCUCUGCUAUUCACAGCUGGCUUCGCACUGAGAGUAUAUGGAGCAUUUCACUAUGACAACCUCUACAUCUUUAUUGCAAGUGUUUGUAUUACUUAUGCUGCGCCCCCGCUCCUUGAACUGCAAAACUACCGCAUCCUUGGUCGGAUCCUGUACUACGUUCCGUACCACUCCCCUAUACACCCUGGCAGAGUUUUGACAACGUUUGGAUUCAUAUCUGCUAUCGUUGAGGCCCUCAACGGCUGGGGGGCGUCGUACUCGGCAAAUCAGUCGCUGACUGACAGCGAGAUUGAGGCGGGCCACGCUCUCAUCAAGACGUCUUUGCUGCUACAGGUUAUUGUAGCAGUUUUGUUUAUUGCGCUGGCUGUUACAUUCGAUCGUCGAUGUGCCGCCAAUGGUAUCCACAACGAGCGACUUACAAGCUCGUUAUGGACGCUAUACGUCAGCAUGGUACUGAUCCUUUCACGAACCAUCUACCGCAUCGUCGAAUAUUUCAGCGUCGCAGAGCUUCGAUAUGGAAAAGACUUUGAUCCGGCGACCAUAAACCCUGUUGUCAGAUACGAGUGGUACUUUUACGUGUUCGAAGCGGCUGUCAUGCUCAUCAAUUUCGUCAUGUUCAACGUCCGCCAUCCACGACGAUAUCUGCCCAGAAAUAACAAGAUUUACCUCUCUCCUGAUGGGAUCACGGAGAUUGAGGGGCCUGGGUAUAAGGAUCCAAGGAAGCUUUGGCAGACACUCAUUGAUCCUUUCGAUAUCAGGGGGCUGAUCAAUGGACGUGGGCGGCAGAACGAGGAGUUUUGGCAAAUGAGAGACGGCCAGGGAACACAGCCGAGUAAAGUAUCGGAAGCAGUGUAA
Molecule: messenger RNA, 1014 nt
Organism: Fusarium coffeatum
Lineage: Eukaryota; Fungi; Ascomycota; Sordariomycetes; Hypocreales; Nectriaceae
Exons: 4
Coding region: 1-1014 (337 amino acids)
Cellular component (GO): membrane
Source: RefSeq, a predicted model, not a curated record